AUGGGCGAUCUGAAAACUGAAGACUCCAUUGCAUCCCCCCUGGUUCAUGGGUGUCCCAGAGCUUGCACCAUUCUAGGGUCUAACCCAGCAAACUGGACACAGAUUCACGAUCUUAAUACCCUCGAGCGGUGCAAGGAGCCAACUCUGUUCGCCUUCAACAUUAAGAGUGAGUUGCAUGUUGAUAUGCCCAUGUUCUCUUGUUCUUUGCUCGAGGAGUAUCCCAAGCGUGUUUCAACGAAAUUGGCAAAGGCCGCCUGGACAAAUGUCGACACACAGGAUGUUGAUGCUGUAAGCCAGCGCCUGAAGGACUCUGAAUCCUGCGGUGCCAUCGCGAGCACCAUUGAUGUGAUGCUUGAAUCUGGAAAUGCUGGAGAUCUUCGCUCCACCGCUAACUCUACUAAAAAUGCUGUGACUGCCGUGAGAAAUUUGGCUUCCUAUAUGACUGAUGCUUCGUCCUGUGGAACAACCAUUCUAUUUUCCAAGUAUGGAGAUUCCGUAGCUGCGAUGUAUGCCGGUGCAGACGCUCUGCAGAGAGGAAUUGGCGAGACACUCGAGCGAUUUGGGACCAUUGGUCUGUUUGUUGCCAGCUCCGUUGACAAACUUGAGGAGGCUCAACAUGCGCUUCAGACAUGGGCCAGCGGCGAAUGUGUCACGAUUGCUAGCUCCAAAACAUCAAAAACCAGUCUAAGUGUUUUGGAAGCUUCCGAGAGGAGCAAGCGAUCUUCCAUGCUCUCUCUCCUUUCCAACACACUCACCCCUCGCGCCGACUGCCGCACUAUCCAAGUCGUUCCAGGCGACAGCUGUGGUGCGCUUGCUAGCCGCUGCGGCAUUACUGGCGCCGCCUUCACCAAAUACAACAGCCAAAAGAACCUAUGUGCUACGCUCAAACCAAAGCAGUACGUCUGUUGCUCGUCGGGCUCCCUGCCUGACAUGAGACCCAAACCCCAAGCCGAUGGAACAUGCGCCGUAUACACGGUCCAAGAUAACGAUAACUGCGCUGAUAUCGCCGCCCAGUUUGGUCUGGCCGCGAAGGACAUUGAAAGCUUCAACAAGGCUACAUGGGGCUGGGCUGGCUGCUCUCGUUUACAAAGGGAUCAAGUCAUCUGCUUGAGUAAAGGAAACACUCCCAUGCCCGCGUCACUCAGUGAUGUUACGUGUGGACCUCAGGUUCCUGGGACCAAGAAGCCCAAGGGCGACUUUACCGGGUUCGAUCUCACCAAGCUGAAUCCUUGCCCUUUGAAAGCCUGCUGCUCUGGUUGGGGGUUCUGCGGCACGACAGAGGAGUUUUGUACUGAGUCUCCUGCUGACACCGGCGCGCCGGGCGCAUUCAAGCACGGCACAAACGGUUGUAUAUCCAAUUGCGGUACCGAGAUCAAGAAUAAUGACGUGAAACCAAAGACCUUCCGCCGCGUCACCUACUUCGAAGCAUUCAACAUCAACCGGGACUGUCUGAAAAUGGAUGUCAGAGAAAUUAACGACGACGACCUCACUCAUGUCCAUUUUGCUUUUGGGGGCCUUACCAGCGACUUCGAAGUGACGUUUGAUGAAGCUUUCAAGGAUCAAUUCGAUGCCUUUGCUAAGAUGAACGCUCCAUGGAAGAAAAUCCUCUCGUUCGGCGGGUGGGCCGAGUCGACCGACGCCGCGACAUUCCAGCACUACAAGGACGUCGUCAAGCCAGGGAACCGUGAGAAGUUUGCGAACAAUGUGGUUGCCUUCGUCAAGAAACACAAUCUUGACGGUAUUGACUUUGAUUGGGAGUACCCCGGCGCAACCGACAUUCCUGGAGUCCCUGGGGGCCAGGGCGAGACAGGCAAUUACCUCGAUUUCCUGAAACUCAUGAGGGGAAGGCUGAGUGAUAAGUCUCUCUCUAUUGCGCUACCAGCAUCUUACUGGUAUCUCAAGCCUUUCCCUGUUGACAAGAUGGCCAAGUAUGUCGACUACUUCAUUUACAUGUCUUAUGACCUGCAUGGGCAGUGGGACUAUGGCAACCAAUAUGCGAGCCCCGGAUGCGACGACGGAAACUGUCUCCGCUCCCACGUCAACAAGACAGAGACGCACAACGCCUUGGCCAUGAUCACUAAGGCCGGCGUACCCGCCAACCAAAUCGUCGUAGGAGUGUCCAGCUAUGGUCGUAGCUUCGGCAUGGCUGACCCUAGCUGCACCGGUCCGAUGUGCAAGUUCACCGGGUCCUUCACCGACUCCACGGCUCAGCAUGGCGUCUGCACCGACACUGGCGGAUACAUCUCAAACGCAGAACUCCAGCUCAUAAGUGACAACGCUUUACUGGGCUAUAGCGGCUACCAUGCCAAAUCAUGGCAUGAUGACGCAAGUGACUCAGACAUCAUGGUUUACGGCGUGCACGAGGAUGCGCACACCUGGGUGGCUUAUAUGGAUGAGGACACAAAAGCCGGCCGCAUAGACUGGGUGAAGGGAUUGAACUUUGGCGGCGUGUCUGACUGGGCCAUUGACCUUGGUGACUGGUAUGAUGGAGUGGACCCGGACGAUGAAGACUCGGCCGCCUUGUUAGCAGGUGGAAGGACGUUCGAUGGCUGUCCAUCAGACAAUUGGCCUGAGACCCUGGAUAAACUGAAUGACAAUCUGGACAAGAUUGCAGUUGAGUGUCAGUCUCAGGCUGUUGUUCAUGUCCUCCUUCUGCAUGUUAAAGAUGCAGUCUCUGACUACGAGAAGAUUUCUUCCGGCGACUACGAUGAAAAGUUCAAAUACUAUGCUGAAUGGAUACGAGACGGGAUCAACGACUCCCUGGGCAAAUUCAUGUACCAAAAUGGCUCCAAACACAUGGACUGCGAGUGGGAGGGCGCCGGCUCGACCGGCUCCGGGCCAUGCACUGAACUACACCGCGGAUCAGCCAAGGGAACGCAGCAUGUGACAUUCAAAAUGCGGGAUGAGGAUGGCUUCUACAAGGACCUGUUGGCGGACUACGGCAUCCAGAAGGACUGGAUUCAAUGGAAGGAUACCGUCAUGGUAGUGCCUCCCUGUGUUUGUCCGGACCCCAGCCAAAAUUGUGAAAUCUGUAACGAUCCGAAUCGAUACGCAGAGACCUAUCACAACUACCCCCAGCGCAAGGACAGUGAUGACGACAUCGACGUGCCGAAUCCAAAGACCGUGAUUGACGCAUCCAUUCCUGAUAUCACAUCCCUCUCCACCACGAUGCUCUCCAGCUACUUCGAUAUGCGCACGUUUACGCUUGAUGCCGACUACGGCGAUGUCGCCACGUCCUUCAGCAUGCCCGUUUUCAUGCUCCAAGACGCCACGGAACAAAUGAAAGUCAUCCGAACGAUCGGAGCCAAAGUGGAGGCUGCCGAGAAGAAGAAGCUUAUCAUGGGAAUUCUCACGAUAGUCUUCAUGAUCAUUCCGUUCGCCGGCGAGGCCGCCGCCGCUAUUGGUGGUGCGACUGCGAUUGCGCGUAUGGCGAUGGUAAUCGGCGAAGCUGGAAACGCGGCACUGAGUAUUGCUGACAUUGUUGAUGACCCAACCUCUGCGCCCUUUGCGAUUGCAGGCUUGCUCCUUGGCGCAGGGGCCGCCGGUCGACCGACGAGAAGGGUGUUCAGGCAGGCUGCUGAUGCUCGCAGGGGGAUGUCUGCUGAGAAGCUGAUGGCUUUCAGUGAUGCAUUCCGUCAUAAAGAUAGUAUUGUGCAGAAUAUUGUCAAGAGGUGUGCUGCUUAG
Messenger RNA from Aspergillus affinis, 3684 nucleotides. Its product is annotated as putative class V chitinase. Gene Ontology annotation, molecular function: chitin binding; hydrolase activity, hydrolyzing O-glycosyl compounds. Lineage: Eukaryota; Fungi; Ascomycota; Eurotiomycetes; Eurotiales; Aspergillaceae. Gene Ontology annotation, biological process: carbohydrate metabolic process. Bases 1 to 3684 code for a protein of 1227 amino acids. The transcript has 4 exons. The record is from RefSeq and is a predicted model, not a curated record.